UUUGCAAUGUACAGAGUACGAAGACAGACGGUCUCCACAGAGAAGGAAAAUACAGCAAAGAUAGUAGCUCUUGUGCCACCAAAUGAGAACAGCAAGACUAAGAGAAAACAGCCAUGUACAGGAUGUCUUGAUCCUUUAGGAGACAGUGGAGAUCCAAUGUUCAAGGUCUAUCACCGCACCAAGAGACAGGAUAAAAACAGGAAUAACAAACGGAAAAAACGUCCCGGACGUUAUAGCCUUUUAACAAUCAGUGUAGGUUUACAGAAGCCCAAACAGACUGUCAAAGUCAAGAGGGAUGCUGAAGGAAAAAGACCCUUGUAAGAAAGUUAAAGCAUUGUACUCAUCAAGGCUCCUUCCAAGGUACCUGAAUCAGGAAAAAUAGGAAUUGCAAGCCCGAAUUGCAUAUAAAUACACCAACAUGUUUCAUAAAGAGUGUUUCAGGCUCAGGUUAUGCUUGUGAUAAUCAUUUAUAUUUCUAUAGCUUUUCUUUUCCAAGUAUAUUUUGGUUAAAUAGUAACCUCUAUCGGAAAUAAAAUGAAUUUACUGAAUUCUCCCCCGUGUGUAAUUCAUAUUGGCAUCACUAGGGGGCAAUAUUUACACAAGCGAUAGUCUCUCGAACGAGCUUGGCUUCUGUUAAAACAUCUGUUAAAAUCUUCAUCUCUUAAUUACAAUAAAGCAUUUGUGUUUAAAAAAUCAGUCUUUUAUUGUGUGCAAAACACUGUAGGUUUCUAUAUGUAGGCUUUCUAUGAAGUUUUGGCUGUACUGCCUUUUUUGUGAAGGAACUGACAUGUUGAUAUUGUCAAGCAUAAACAGUCUGUGUGUGUUGAUAGCUUCUGUGGGAUACAAACUGCAUAACUAUUAGUCCUCUUUUGUAUUUGAGUAGUUCUGCCAGUUUAAUGUGCCAGAAAUGUUGUUGGCCUGAAAAGGCAUACAAAAUAGUAGCCCUAUGUUUUGUGCCAGGAAUUUGUAAAUACAUUAGUGGUCCAAAGUAAAUAGAAAAGCAACACCCCUUCUUUCUUAUCUGCAUAAUCCUUGAUAAUGCAUAAAACUAUUCGCACAUUUCACUUUGUUGUUUUUUAAGCAUCUAAAAUGUUCUGGAACAUUUUGUUUGAGAUCACACAAGGCCAGUAUGUAGUACCAUUGCCUUCACACUGAGACCCAAGAAGUAACCACAAGCAACCAUGCAAAAACUAUUUGCAUGUACACAGAUAUGUACAAUGUAAGUAGUGCAGUUGUUAGACUACAAAGUGAACAGCACUUUUUUUUUUCUAAAAUUUAGAAUUUGAAGCUUAAUUACAGACCAUAUACUAAGGCAUAACAUAACAUAACAUAACAACAUAUAACAUAAAACAUUUUUAAAUAAAAUUAAUUGUGUGCACAAGUUAUUUUAAAUAAAUAAAUACUCAGAGCAACCUUGCUACAAAUAAAUAGGUUGUGGCUGUGCAUUACAUUUAUGUCAUGUGCUCUCUGAUAAUCUUUUUUUAAAAAGGCAUGUUUGUAGACUCUUGCUGGAACCACACAUGAGAACAGAUACGUUCACAGUAUGUUUAGGUGUGGGAGCAAAGCUCUGCGUGCAUGAGUCACAGUAAACAGACUCUGUUCUCACAGGAAGAGCAGACAGAAACAAUCUACUCUGCCUUCAGGUAAAACCUGAAUCUUUCAAGAGCUUUAGAAGAAGAAUGGAGACCUCAGACGAACACUAUUAUGACUACCCCGAGUAUGAAAACAACAGCUCCAACUUCAGCUACGAUGACUAUCAGACCAUCUGUGAGAAGGGCGACGUGCGCUCCUUUGCGAGGAUCUUCCUCCCAGCUGUUUUUGUGUUAUCUCUUGUGAUUGGUUUAGCAGGCAACGCUCUGGUUGUGGCGGUGUAUGCAUACUGCAAGCAACUGAAAACGAUGACUGACACGUUUAUACUUCACCUAGCUGUGGCAGACCUUUUGCUGCUCCUAACAUUGCCCUUCUGGGCUGCCGAUGCUGUCCACGGGUGGGAACUCGGGGUCACCGUCUGUAAACUCGUAUCUGCCCUGUACACCAUCAACUUUACCUGUAGCAUGAUGCUGCUGUCCCACAUCAGCAUGGACCAGUACUUGGCUUUGAUGCCAGGAGCCAGAAACACAGGCAUUACACGUGCUUUUCAAAAGAAGCAUUGUGUAAAACUCUGUCUGGUGGUCUGGACCUUUUCGUUUUUUCUGGGCGUCCCUGAUUUGGUGUUGUCAACAGUCAGAGAGCUUCCUCAUAAAAAAAGCUGCAUUGCAAUGUAUCAAUCGGACAUGGCGCUCAGGGCUAAAGUUAGUUUGGAAGUAAUGGAGGUCGUAAUAGGUUUCUUGAUACCUUUAUUAGUGAUGUUGUUCUGCUACAUCUGUGUAGGCCGAGCCCUACUGAAGCUCCCUCAGGAGAGGAGGUGGAGGAAGUGGAGGUCCAUCCGUGUGCUGUUGGCGAUGGUGGGAGUCUUUGUGGUCACGCAGUUGCCCUAUAAUGUGGUCAAGUUCUGCCGGGCCAUGGACAUCAUGUACAUGUUUGUCACUCACUGUGGGGUUAGUAAAGAGCUGGACAAGGCUACUCAUGUCACAGAGAGCCUGGCGUUGACACACUGCUGUCUAAACCCUGUUCUGUACACGUUUGUCGGUUCCUCCUUCAGACAACAUGUAUUGAAGUGUGCCAAAGACUUUGGAGAUAGGGGGAGGAGGUUGGCACAUACGAGAGAGCAACAAGAAGUGGAUAUCUCCUUGAAUUCUCAUUCACAGUCCCAAGAGACCAGCACUUUUUCCAUUUGAACAAACUGAAGAGUAGAUGUUCACUAGCCUGUGAAGCUUUGCACCAUCUCCCCCUUUGCAAAAUAUGUACACAUUUACAGGGAAAAAAUUAGUUAAGACAUAAGGCAGUAUUUUGACCAGAAAGGUAAAAUUCUAGCUGAAGUAAAAGCAAAGAUGCAAGAUAUUGAUAGUUGGGAUGUUGACUACUAGCGGACUGAUGGCGAGUUCAAGUCCUCCUUUUUGAGUCGAUGCAUUCAACUGACUUUUGUCGAAGCAUGAUGUCUUUUUUUUUUCUUUUUGCAUUAUAUUCAACAAGAUUGUCUUAACUCUACAUCUACAAAAUAAUGAAUAAAAAAGAAGAGUUUACA
This is a messenger RNA of Cyprinus carpio (common carp), 3124 nucleotides long. Its product is annotated as atypical chemokine receptor 4-like. Lineage: Eukaryota; Metazoa; Chordata; Actinopteri; Cypriniformes; Cyprinidae. Gene Ontology annotation, molecular function: chemokine receptor activity; chemokine binding; scavenger receptor activity. Gene Ontology annotation, cellular component: membrane. The transcript has 6 exons. Gene Ontology annotation, biological process: G protein-coupled receptor signaling pathway; chemotaxis; immune response. Bases 1680 to 2777 code for a protein of 365 amino acids. The record is from RefSeq and is a predicted model, not a curated record.